Molecule: messenger RNA, 1219 nt
Organism: Drosophila biarmipes
Lineage: Eukaryota; Metazoa; Arthropoda; Insecta; Diptera; Drosophilidae
Gene: Set
Product: protein SET
Exons: 4
Coding region: 133-942 (269 amino acids)
Biological process (GO): nucleosome assembly
Cellular component (GO): nucleus; chromatin
Molecular function (GO): histone binding; chromatin binding
Source: RefSeq, a predicted model, not a curated record
AUACUCCCAUCACUGCAGCCGCAAACGCAAAGUAAAAAUCCGCUUCGCUUCUCUUCUGCUCAACUGUACCGCCGCUUUUUGGUCAAAUAUCUCGUAAUUUACGACCGCACGCACACCGGAAAAGCGAGCAGAAUGUCGAGCGUGCCAAAGCGAGCCAAGCUGGACGGCACCCCCGCCGAUGGCAACACAACGGCAGCCGCCGGCAACAACGAGGAGGAGUCGGAGGCGCUGGAGCAGAUUGAUGCCUGCCAGAACGAGAUCGACGCGCUGAACGAGAAGGCCAGCGAGGAGAUCCUGAAGGUGGAGCAGAAGUACAACAAACUGCGGAAGCCGUGCUACGAGAAGCGCAGCGAACUGGUCAAGCGGAUCCCCAACUUCUGGGUGACCUCGUUUAUCAACCACCCGCAAGUUUCCGGCAUUCUGGACGAGGAGGAGGAGGAAUGCCUGCACGCCCUCAACAAACUGGAGGUGGAGGAGUUCGAGGACAUUAAAUCGGGCUACCGCAUCAACUUCCACUUCGACGAGAAUCCUUACUUCGAGAACAAGGUGCUCACCAAAGAGUUCCACUUGAAUUCAGCGGCUGCUUCAGAAAACGGCGACUGGCCCGCGUCCACCAGCACGCCCAUCAAGUGGAAGGAGGGAAAGAACCUGCUCAAACUGCUGCUGACGAAGCCCUACGGCAACAAGAAGAAGCGCAACUCCGAGUACAAAACCUUCUUCGACUGGUUCUCGGAUAACACCGAUCCCGUCAACGAUGAGAUCGCAGAACUGAUAAAGGACGACCUCUGGCCAAAUCCACUGCAGUAUUAUCUGGUACCUGAUAUCGAGGUGGAGCCCGAGGAUGAGGAGGACAACGAAGAAAACGAGGAGGAGGCGUUCGACGACGAGGACGGUGAGGAUGGCGAGGGCGAGGAAGAAGACGAGGAUGAAGAUGACAAGUAAACUGAAAUAGCGAGCAUGUAAUUUGAAUUCUCUCCCAACCGAAGGCCCAAAGUGUUUCCAACCACUUGCAACUAUAGUUUUUCCGUGUGGUUAUGCAACAUUCACAUAUUCGCAACCAUUUCAGACAUAUUUAGGUUUCUAAUUAAGUAAAAAAAAAGUCAUACGUAUUUCCAUUGAAGAGCAAAAAAGAAAUGCGAAUCACCAUUUAAAAAAAAUUUAAAACAAAUAAAAAAGACGUGAAUCGAAUCUCAACCGAGUCGUUUCAAACUCCCGCCAA